Molecule: messenger RNA, 918 nt
Organism: Halteromyces radiatus
Lineage: Eukaryota; Fungi; Mucoromycota; Mucoromycetes; Mucorales; Cunninghamellaceae
Product: Homeodomain-like protein
Exons: 2
Biological process (GO): chromatin remodeling; regulation of transcription by RNA polymerase II
Cellular component (GO): nucleus; SAGA-type complex
Molecular function (GO): protein binding; transcription coactivator activity; chromatin binding
Source: RefSeq, a predicted model, not a curated record
UCGGAAAAGCCUAUGGCAAGUGGGCCCGCUUAUCAUGAUAUUCAAGGUUAUAUGCCUAAAAGAAAAGAAUUUGAAGUGGAACCAUUGAAUGAUGCAGAGCAGGUGAUCAAAGAUCUAGCAUUUUAUCAAGACGACACCGAACAAGAUAUUCGACUCAAGUUGCACAUGUUAGAUAUCUAUAAUACAAAACUGGAUCGACGAAUGGAAUACAAACGAUUUGUUUUUGAACGACAAUGGUUAGAUUUUCGUGCACAACGACGAUGGCAUGAAAGGAAACGAUCUAGUUUAGAAAAGAAACUUGUCAAUCAAACCAAAGUAUUUUGUCGUCUUCAAACUGCUGCAGAUUAUGAACACUUUGUCCAUGGUCUGGUGCGUGAACAACAAUUACGAGACCGUAUUGCUCAACUACAACAUUGGCGUUAUGUGGCCGGUGUAUCCACUCUACAGCAAGGUGAACAAUACGAAAGAGAUAAACAACAUCGUUUGGAAUAUCUUAAACAAUUAUUAGCCACUACUCAUGAACGACUUCAAAUCGCUGGCUCGAUCCCUUCUUCUUCUUCUUCUUCUUCAACUACGACAUCAAUCAAUACCAUGCCAAGACUCAUGCCCAAUCGACCAUUACCUUUUAGAACGCCUACUGUACCUUCUCCUGCUCAACCAACUGCACGCAAGCCAGCCAAUCCACUUGAUAUUUCUACUGCGGAUGGGAUUGAUUUAUUAACCCCGGAAGAACAAAAACUAUGUUCCACAUUACGUCUACUACCACGUCCUUACUUGGUCAUCAAGGAUACUAUUUUGGCUGCUUAUGCGAAACAAGGCUUUUUGAAACGACGAGCCACUCGUGCUUUGAUCAAGAUUGAUGUCAAUAAAACUAGCAAGAUUUAUGAUUUCUUCAUUGAAAGUGGUUGGAUCACGGCA